Molecule: messenger RNA, 475 nt
Organism: Hyaloscypha bicolor E
Lineage: Eukaryota; Fungi; Ascomycota; Leotiomycetes; Helotiales; Hyaloscyphaceae
Exons: 2
Coding region: 30-299 (89 amino acids)
Source: RefSeq, a predicted model, not a curated record
GCCCCCCCCCCCCCCUCCACCAGCAUAACAUGAGUCGCGGACUCACCAUUACUGGUAUAUUACAACUCAUAAUUCGCAGCCCUCUUUCGGGUUUUCCGAGAAUUUUCUAUCCUUCUUGCUUCUCGUUGGCUGAUCACAUCUCCUUCGCUGCUCUCUGCAUCAACUCGUCCUUGCCAACAAGCAAAACAUCUGGCGCAUCUCCUGAUGUUGUAGCUGGGGCUUCCAAGUCUCCUCAAGAAGGGCGAUCAUCUUUCGUUUCUAUGAACACCGUAACGAUCGUUUGGGUACUCAUUAAUUAAAUCAGAUCAGAAAUAAAGUGGGGUCUUUGAGGUUUUGUACAACCCUCACCCUGUAGCAACCCCGCACAAGCACAAAUUAUGGUGCACUUCCGGCCAUCCGUUCUAAUGCCGUCUCCGGGAGGGGAAUAGACGGGUCCAUCUCGAUUAUUUCGAUGAGAGAUAAGGGCGGUUUAAGA